Molecule: messenger RNA, 210 nt
Organism: Cylicocyclus nassatus
Lineage: Eukaryota; Metazoa; Nematoda; Chromadorea; Rhabditida; Strongylidae
Source: the annotation of a GenBank genome assembly
AUGGAGGAAGAGUUAUGGAAAUUCUUCGACAAAACACUAGCCAUUAUCCCAUUCCGCGAAGAAGAGAGCGCUAUAGGCAAAGAUGAAUUCGAAACAGAUAGCGACGAAAAAGAGGAGAAUUUCAUGAAAGAGGAGAAGGAGGGCGAAAUUGUGUGCGAGUCGGAGGAACUGGAGGAGGAACAUCUUUUGUGCGCGGAACCGAAGGAAUGA